CAGCGCUUCGCAUCCAUUGAUGGAACCGUCGAGAUUCAGCUACGCAGGUGUAUAUAAAAUCGCAGUUCGUUUACAGACGAAACAGACAACACUAGCUCAAUCAUCAAGGAGAUCUACACUAAACUUAGCUAAACCAAGUGCAGCCGUUGACCAUCAUUUCAAUAAUCCCACGAAAUGUCGCUGACAGUUAAAGUAUUUUUUGAGAAAACCAAUGGACCAGCUGAGAUCCGCAGGUUUCCUGUGGAUGUGUCAGCAGGAACUGACUUUUUCAACACCACUAAAGAGAAGAUAAGACAGCUGUACUCAUCACUAUCCCAUGGCAAUUUUCUGCUCUUUUGGCAAGAUCCUGACGGAGAUAGAAUUGCGUUCUCAACUACUGAAGAAAUGAAGGAUGCAAUGUCUUAUGCCACUGAUGGAGUUCUACGAGUCUACAUCCAAGAGUCUCAAGGAACAGAUUCAGCUUCUGCUAGUACCCAGCCUAAAAAGCCACAGGAGCAGCCAAAACAGGCACCCCAGGCGGAAAAACCAUUUGAGGGACAACAGCCAGGCGCCAGCCAUGGACCAAGGCCAUCACAAAGUGGAGGUCCAGAAGGGCCAGUCCAUGUUGGUGUCACUUGUGAUGGGUGUGAGGGACCGGUCAUUGGGAUUCGCUUCAAAUGUUGCGUGUGUCCUGACUAUGAUUUGUGCCAGACUUGUGAAGGCAAUGGCAAGCACACAGAGCAUGACAUGUUCAGGAUCACCACACCUCGUGUGAGCCCAAUGAGUUUUCUGCCACCUCACAUUGGCCGUUAUUUCCAACGUUGUAUGAGGAACAUGACCCCAGGGGCAGCACCUGGACCAAUGCCUGGGUUUCCACCAGCACCAAAUGGAGGGGCCGCAGCAGAUGACAAAAAAGAAGAGAAGGAUAAACCAUCCUAUGAUGAAUACCUGAAUGGUGUUGGAGCCAACAUUGCAGCUUUUCUGGACCCUUUUGGCAUUGAUGUGACCUAUGACAUUCACCAUGGCAACCAGCAGUUCCAGCGUGGAGGGUGCCAUCGUGGCUGGUCUAGAGGGGGCAGAUGCCCUGCCUGGGAAGGGAUGAGCCGCAGGUCUCAGCAAGAUACCCCAGCACCUGGACCAAAGGAGCCUGAGCAAAAAGAGAUGGAGACUGAUGCAGCUGAACCCGCUGGCAAGCAAGAACCUAAAAAGGCUGAAAGUGAGCACUCUGGAGAUGAAUGGACCUUCCUUGCCCCAGAUGACAUCAGAGAGAAAACAACUGGACCAACCUUCACCGUGGCUGGCUCUGCACCAAUCCCCAUGCCCCCACCCCCUCAACGUGAGCCUGACAGGGUGCCUGAAGUUGUUCCAUCAGCUCCAGAGCCCACUUCAACCUCCCAGCCAGCCAGAGCCAUUUACCCUAAUUUGAAGAUCCAGCAAAGCCUGGACCAAAUGCUCCAGAUGGGCUUCACCAACACUGACAACUGGCUCUCAGACCUGUUGAUUGAGCACAGUGGAGACAUUGGUGCCACCCUUGAUGCCAUCAAGGUCAAGGCUACCCAGCAGUUGAACUCAAUCCGUGACAACCACUAAGAGAAUCACAUUGAGUUACAUCAAGUUUGAUGUUCCUAUGUUAUUGUUAGUAAAUCUCUUUAUUUACACUAGAAACUCUUGUAGUUUUCUCUUGCUGUUAUACUUACUGGUUUGUUUUUUUAUAUCAGGGGUAAUGUUUAUUUUUUUGUGUGAUUAUAUUUAGACAUUUUAGUGCUUCAAGAUUAUUAAAAAAAUUGGAUUUGUUUAAAUGUUUGCCUUUUGAAUCAAAAUCACUUUGCUUGAUUAAAUUUAAAAUAGAAAUUUCAUUUAUUUUUGCAUUAUUGGUAUGUACAACUAAGAAUAAAAAUUACAUUGUGUGGUAUUGAUGCAUCAAGUUUGAUGUUUCUAUGUUAAUUGUUAGAAAAUGUCUUUUAAACCGGAAACUCUUGUAGUUUUCUUAAACUCUUGUUAAUUUUCAUCAGGGGUAAAGUUUAUUUUGUUGCGUAAAACUAUUAGAUAUAUUUUAGUGUUAUGAUUUUUAAAAAUUGUAUAUGUAUACAUUUUUGCCUUUUUAAAGUAAAAUCACUUUGCUGGAUUAAAAUUAGAAAUUUCAUUAAUAUUUUAAUAAUUGGCAUGUAUAUAUAAAUGGACUUUUUUUAAUGGUAUAUCUUGUGUGGGUCUAGGUCAUACCAUUGUAAUUUACUAUCACUUUAUUUGUGUUCUUUGUUUUUUAGGAGUUCAAUUUACUUUGAGAGGAUUGUAAAACUAAAAAGAAUUAUCUAAAUUGAUAUGUGCUACUAUGUAUUACAGUAGAACCUAUAAUAAAAAUUACAUUGGGCUAAUUAUUUUGGCUGUUGUUAAUAUUUUUUAUUUAGA
Molecule: messenger RNA, 2385 nt
Organism: Physella acuta
Lineage: Eukaryota; Metazoa; Mollusca; Gastropoda; Physidae
Product: sequestosome-1
Biological process (GO): aggrephagy; endosome organization; mitophagy
Cellular component (GO): amphisome; aggresome
Molecular function (GO): zinc ion binding; protein kinase C binding; K63-linked polyubiquitin modification-dependent protein binding
Source: RefSeq, a predicted model, not a curated record